This is a messenger RNA of Corticium candelabrum, 995 nucleotides long. RefSeq lists its product as uncharacterized. The transcript is spliced from 5 exons. Lineage: Eukaryota; Metazoa; Porifera; Homoscleromorpha; Homosclerophorida; Plakinidae. The record is from RefSeq and is a predicted model, not a curated record. Bases 1 to 792 code for a protein of 263 amino acids.
AUGUCUCCUAAUGAGUUUGUUAUUGCAGUACGGCUCUGGUUGGGAAUCAAGAUGUUUCCUUCUCCUCUGGCAUCUGUCUUGUGCAGUUGUGAUCAGCACAUUGACACUUUUGGAGAUCACCUUCUUGGUUGUGGUUUUGGUCCAGAGCGCACACCAUUAAAAGACCACAGUUUUAUUGAUAGCUGUUGCAUUACGUUAUUAUAUGUAUAUGAGAAGGAGAUGUUGCUAAUUCUAGAGAUCUUGGACGAGAUAGACUGGAGAGUCUUCAAGCUGAAAGGUGUCCAUAGACCAAUUGAAGUUUCUGCUGCUUCAGCUAUUGCACCAGCAUUGAUAGCAGCACUAGUUAUGAAGAAGUUCAGGAGCCAGGUAGCAGAUCUCAAAGCAUUAGUCUCUAGCAGUGCUACUGAACAAGUAAGACAAGCUGAAGAUCUGCAACAGUCUAUUCAAGCAGCACUGAUGAGAUGGUCUCAGACUUUGCCACACACUCUUCUCAACCAGCUGAGAGAGCAGUUGGUAGCUGCUACUGUAUCAGCCAGUGUCAGUCAACAAAAGUUUUAUGAAGUUGCUACAGAUAAGGGGAGAAAGCUGAAAUUGGAAGCUGACUUAUACAAGAGCAGAAUCGAUGAGAUGCUGAUGAAUUUAGAAGAGACAAUUGUUAAUCCAACUAUGAUUAUGAUUCAGCAAAACUUGGACAAAUGCCAAGAACAAAUGGCAACAAUUUUGACAGCUGCUGUCAAAAAGAGAACGAAGAAAUCGCCAUCUAUCCCACGUGAUUUAUCAGCAAAGCGAUGAACAACAAGGCACAGAUACUAGUGGAAGGCAACCAAAAGAAAACAGCAUAAAGUCUAUACUGUCUUCCUGGUUGGAAUGCAGAAACUUAAUUCGCAGUAGAUUUUGGCUCGAUUCUCAAGUCUCAGUAAUUUAAGACUGCAGAAAUAACCAGCUAGAUAAUUAUACGGUACUAAAGUACGUGGUGAACGUCAAUACAAAAUUUG